GGAGGCCCGCCGCCCGUCCCGACCGCGGACGCUAGAAGGUGGGGUGCUCAUCAUCUGCGUGAGACUUCUGAGACUGCGGCCAGAGCCCCGCCGCCCGUCCCGACCUCUGAAGCGGGAAGGCGGGCUGAUGCCCGUCAUCUGCGUGCGACUUCCGAGACUGCGGCUGGAGGCCUGCCGCCCGUCCCGACCCCGGACGCUAGAAGAUGGGAUGCUCUUCAUCUGUGUACAACUACUGGGGCGACGGUUGGAGCCCCGUCUCGUGUUUCCCCACCUACCUCUGAGACGGGAGUUUGUGGGUCAGUAAAAACCUCUUAUUCAACAGCACUGCCAACUGAACUGAUCGACAUGACGCCGUUCUCUGCAAGCGAGUACGACCUUAUGUCACCCACCUGCUCUACUUCGAGGGCUUCAGUCCAGGAUGCAGGGGACCAUGGCACAUGGACUUUUCCUGAGCACUUGAUGUGCAAUCAAACAGAGAUCACGGCUCCCGAGAACCACCAUUUGGAGGAGAACGAAUACGGAGAACAGGGAGCUGAGUCUGAUGUCAGCGACGGUGUUGAGGUGGCUCCGCCCCAGCACAGUUCUCAGUCGCGUACAUCUCAGUCGGCGAGGAACGGCGCAUCGUGCGGCGAAGUGCGGAAAAAAAAUGUUUGCAUAUAUUGCAAGCAAAAGAGAAAUCUGAUAUGGCGCCAUAUCAAGACGGUCCACCGUGACGAGAAGGAAGUCAAGGAUAUACAGGAGUGUGAUUCUGAGCAGGAACGAAAAAUGAAAAUCACCGUGAUGAUCAACAAAGGCAACAUGGAGCACAACAAACUCGUCCUACAAAGGGGUGAAGGUGACAUGAUCUUGGGAAGGAAGUCGGACCAGGCGUCCGUGGACGACUACGUGCCAUGUCCUUACUGCUAUCUUUUUGUGGUUAAAACCAACAUGAUGCAGCACAUAAAACAUCACUGUGUGGCUCGCAAAACAGAAUGCCCAGACAUUCCCACGGUGCUGGCAGAGAGCCGGACGCUCCUGAGUGACGGCCAAGAAGAAAAUACUGGGUAUCACAAGGACAUAUUGUCUCGUAUGCACGACGAUGCAGUUACGAAGACCAUAAAGAACGAUGAACUCCUGAAGAAGUGGGGUGCCAACUUGCACGCGAAACUUGGAAGGUCGGGUUUUGCGCAGAUAAGCCAGCGCCUAAGGAUGAUGGGCGAAGUUGUCCAAGCAGCCGGAAAGAGCAUGCAAGAGCUGAUCAAUGGCGAAGGAUUUGAUACGGUUGUAAGUGCCACCAAAUCCGUCUGUGGGUUUGAGCAGGACAAGCUAAACGCCCACACGGGGCUGCCCACAUACAAAACUCCUUCAAAGGCCAUGCGGAUUGGAGGCGAACUACGACAGCUGGCUGCUCUCAAGAAGGGCAUUGCGCUGAUCAAGAAAGAAGAAAGCGAAGUGAAAGAUGCUGAGGCGUUCUUGUAUCACGUGGACCAAUUCUGGAAUGUGAAGAUCAGCAGCGUAGCGCUGAAGAACCGCGAGUCGAACAAGUAUGACAAGAAAGACAUGCUGCCCUUUACCAGCGAUUUGAAGCUUUUCACCGAAAAAAUGAAGGAACGAGUGAAAGAAAUGACAGAAAAGGGAAUACAUGGCAUGACAGACUAUGCAAGGCUGAGCAAAGCGGUUCUCGCCCGUUUGCUAGUAUUCAACAAACGCCGUCCUAAGGAGCUUAGCAGCAUCCUGCUGCAAUCAUGGAUCAACCGAGAGAUGUACAAACAAGAGACGGUAGAAGAAGUGAACAAGUCAAUGGGUGAAACAGAAAAGAAGUUGUUCAACGAGCUCGACGUCGUCAUGUCCCGCGGCAAGUGCGGGAACAAGGUCCCCACCCUGAUACCGAGCGACUGCGCGGCUCCGCUGCAGCUACUGGUAGACAACCGGGAGACGUACAUUGACAAGGAUAACAAGUAUCUGUUCGCAAACCCUCUGGCGAGGACUACAGGACACUACAACGCAGGCGUGGUGCUUAAAGAGCAGUUGUCGGACAUGGCACUAAACAGGGCAGAUCUCUUCCAUGCAACAAAACUACGGAAAUAUUGUGCUACAACGUCCCAGAUUCUAGAGAUGGGUGAAUUCGAUAUGGAGGUGCUCACCCGGCACAUGGGACAUGACAAAGACGUGCAUCGUGGGUACUACAGACUGUCAGACGCUACUCACGAACUGACGCGUGCCUCCAUCCUGAUGAUGAAGCUGGACGAAGGAUGCCUCUCAAAAUAUAGCGGACGGAGCCUGGAGGAGAUGCUCACUGAAGAGGACUUCGACGAGCCAGGCUCUGAAAAUGAGGGCGGUCCGGCUGAUGAUCGCCAAGAGGACGAUGAAGGAGGUGAGGCGCAUUCACUACAUCUAUAGUGUGUUCCAUGUCAAGCUUGCGGCUGAAGUGCUCUGUUGAAGGCAGUGCGUGAUUUCUGUGCAUACAUCUUACAUUCUAAGACUCAAAUUAUUGAAUGGAGUAGCGCGCUCAGCGAAUUGCCUGGAACUGCCAAGGGGACUCCGACCGCAAGCUUGAUAUGGAACAGACUAUAGUCCGGCCUGAAGUUUUAUAGUGGGAGGGCAAUUGCAUAGGUGAGUUCAUAUGCAUUUAUUGAAGCACUGCGAUCGAUGCAGGAU
Amphibalanus amphitrite is the source of this 2637-nucleotide messenger RNA. RefSeq lists its product as uncharacterized. Lineage: Eukaryota; Metazoa; Arthropoda; Thecostraca; Balanomorpha; Balanidae. The record is from RefSeq and is a predicted model, not a curated record. The coding region runs from base 346 to 2379 and encodes 677 amino acids. The transcript has 2 exons.